Molecule: messenger RNA, 1029 nt
Organism: Scomber japonicus (chub mackerel)
Lineage: Eukaryota; Metazoa; Chordata; Actinopteri; Scombriformes; Scombridae
Product: B2 bradykinin receptor-like
Exons: 1
Coding region: 1-1029 (342 amino acids)
Biological process (GO): immune response; neutrophil chemotaxis; vasoconstriction
Cellular component (GO): membrane
Molecular function (GO): bradykinin receptor activity
Source: RefSeq, a predicted model, not a curated record
AUGGCGAAUGCCACAAGAGCUGAUCUAGUUUGUAACGACACUGCUGCAUGGGACUGGGUUUACACCAUGCAGCCUGCCUACAUGUCCAUCAUUUGCCUUCUUGGGGUGAUCGGCAACUCCUUUGUGCUGUGCGUGUUCUGUCUCCAGAAGCGACGUAGCUCCGUGGCUGACAUUUACCUGAGCAACCUGGCAGUAGCUGAUCUCCUCAUGGUUUCCUGCCUGCCAUUUUGGGUGGCGAACAUUAUCAACGAGUUCCGCUGGACAUUUGGGGAGCCCAUGUGCCAGCUCGUCAACAUUGUCAUCGGGAUGAAUUAUUAUUGUAGUGUGCUGUUUCUUACACUUGUGAGCAUCGACAGAUACCUGGUCCUCACCAGACCCCUGUCCCAAGGGAGGGAGAGACGAGCAUUAUGGGCACGUGGGAUUUGCUUUAGUAUCUGGAUUGCUGGAGUCUUGCUCAGCCUCCCUGGUAUCCUCUUCCGCUCUGUGCAGUUUGUCCCUGAGGUGGGCAUUGUCGCAUGCUACCUUGAAUAUCCCCAUGAUGGCUGGAGACUGCGCUACAAUAUGACUGUCAGCAUAGUCGGCUUCCUCAUCCCUGUUCCUAUUGUAUCGUUCUGUAGCUACCACAUCACCAAAGCCAUCCAAAGUAGCCAGAAGAUGAGAAAAGGCAGCAGAGGGAGUGCGGAAAGGAAAGCGGCAUACCUUGUACUUGUCGUUCUGGCUGUGUUCAUCUUCUGCUGGCUGCCAUACCAAAUUUUGAUCUUCUUGGAUACAUUGGAUCAUUAUAAUAUCUUCUCUGGGUGUACAUCGGGUUACAUGUUGGACAUUGGCAUCCAGAUAGCUACUUACCUUGGCUAUAGUAACAGUUCAUUGAAUCCUUUCCUGUAUGUGAUUGUGGGGAAGCACUUUAAGCAGAAGGCAAGGGAAGUGUUGAGACAGGUGCUGUGCAGGAGGAAAUGGCAGUGGGUAAAGUCUGGCAAUUCCAAUGUCAAUCUCAACUCAACUAAACAAACUGAGAGUACUAAAAUCUAA